Alternaria metachromatica is the source of this 1026-nucleotide messenger RNA. RefSeq lists its product as uncharacterized. The coding region runs from base 1 to 1026 and encodes 341 amino acids. The record is from RefSeq and is a predicted model, not a curated record. The transcript is spliced from 4 exons. Lineage: Eukaryota; Fungi; Ascomycota; Dothideomycetes; Pleosporales; Pleosporaceae.
AUGGAGACUGUGAACCUUGAAGGCUCGAAACCAGUUGACCCCGAUGACCUUUUCAUCGCAGUCAUGGACACGCCCGGCUUCAACGAUAGUCGGCGACCCGAUGGAGAAACGUUGCAGGAACUGGCAUACUGGUUAGCAGCCGCUUACGAAAGAAAGAUCAAACUCAGCGGAAUCGUUUACCUCCAUCGCAUCACAGACAAUCGCUUCCAAGGCUCUGCGGUGCGUGCGCUGAGUGCCUUCAAGAGCAUGUGCGGAGAAGAAGCAUUCUGUGGAGUAGUCGUGGCAACUACCAUGUGGGAUAGAGCUACCAAAGACGAGCUCGUUAAAGCCGAACUGCGACACGAAGAACUCCGCGAGAAGAUCCAGGAUGUUAUACAGCACGGUGGUAAUCUACGAGAGUUGGUGGAUGAGAAUCGGCUCAUCCAUGAGACAAGGGCCGGUCAAGUCUUGUUUGAGGAUUUGACAGAUGCAUUCAAGACACUACAAGCCAAAGUAGACGAUGCGCGCUGCAGAUUAGCGAAGAUGGCUCGUUGUUCCCGAAGAGACGAGUUGCACGAGCUCGAGGAUGCGAUUACCGAGAUGGCCGGAGAUAUGCGGUCCGUGGACGAAGACAUUGAGCGUACAAAAGUGGACCUCAGCGACAUCCGUUCGGUGUGGGAUAGGAAUCUUGCACGAGACGAUGGAACUAUUAUGGCGAGCGCGCAACGUAUCGAGCGGCAGUUGGAGCACGAGCGCAUCCAACAAGAAGUUAGAAGUGUUGCCCAAACAGCUUCCACCGACGGCGGCUACGAAACCUCAAGUGUAGGAUUAUCUUCGGCAAAUACACUGCAAACCUCGCAAACCUACAUGUCGCUCAGGUUAGAAGAGCUGGAGAAAGAACGAGACGCGCUUACGUAUCAAAUGGGCCAAAGACUGAAUAGACGAUACACGGCGGCGCAUGGACGAGGGGCGACGAGAAUAGGAGCCAUAGGCGCUGGUCUAGCUGUAGCCCAGCUCGUCGUAGCAAUGGCGUGCACGGUAAUGUGA